This is a messenger RNA of Protopterus annectens (West African lungfish), 2364 nucleotides long. Its product is annotated as ubiquinol-cytochrome-c reductase complex assembly factor 1. Gene Ontology annotation, cellular component: mitochondrion. Gene Ontology annotation, biological process: mitochondrial respiratory chain complex III assembly. NCBI's taxonomy places the organism in Eukaryota, Metazoa, Chordata, Ceratodontiformes, Protopteridae. Bases 138 to 875 code for a protein of 245 amino acids. The record is from RefSeq and is a predicted model, not a curated record. The transcript is spliced from 8 exons.
CGAUAUUUUAUCCGGGUGACUUUGUGCAGACUAAAUUGUUAAGUAUAUAAGUGGCAGUGUGGGAAUUCGUGCAGUUCAUUAUUGGGCGAGGAAUAUCAGCGUAAUUGCGGUGUGUUGGGAAAAUUUGUUGUCAGGAUAUGUUUUCCAGAGGAUUACAGUCGUUUGUUAGAAGCUGCUGUAAUACUGUACUAUGUAACUCUGUGCUUGUUCACAGAUGUAGUUCUCAGUGGAUUGCAGUAUGCCAUCCAUUUGUACAGACUAUCCUGAGCUCCCCACAGCCACAGAGAAUGCUGCAUGGAACAAAACAGAAAAUCAAAAUUGCAGCAUUACGGAUGUACACCUGCUGUGUGGAGAGAAUAAAUUAUGAUGAGUUUUUUGAAAAGUGCCAGCUGCCUGAUACAUUGAACUCCUGGUUUCUGGUGACUCAGUUACAUGUCUGGAUGUGUCUAGUAAGGAUGAAGCAAGAGGGACGAGCUGGAAAGUAUAUGUGCCGGUAUGUAGUCCAUUCUAUGUGGGAGGAUGUGGAACAGCGUGGAAAAGUCAUGGGCAUUGACUCUGUUACCCUAAAGGAAAGUCUGAAGGCCAUGACAGAAAAUUUUUAUGCUGCCAUUUUUGGAUAUGAUGAGGGUAUAUUGUCAGAUGACUGUGUGUUGGCAGCUGCCCUCUGGCGGAACCUCUUCAACAAGCAGUGUGAAGAUCCAACAGUCUUGGAGCUCAUGGUUGAGUAUGUGCGAAAACAGAUGCAGUAUCUAGAUUCUCUGAAUGGUGAAGAUCUGCUGCUUAGUGGUGAAGUCAAAUGGCGCCCUCUUCUGGAGACUGACCCCCAAAGCAUUUUGAAGCCAGUUUCACCCACUUACAAUGAUGAAGGACUAUGAGAAGCUUUUCGUAGGGUUUUGAGAGCACACUAAUAAAAAGCGAGGACUGUACUACCUUGACGAGGAAAAAUUGUAUCAAAAGGAAGAAACUAUUGUAACACAGUAACUUUGAAGCAGAGUUGCUGAUUUUCCAUUUUACUGACACAGAUACUUGGAAAAUUAAGAGAACUGAAAGAUAAUCCAUUCAGGAAAACAGGAUCUGUGUUCUAACAUUUAGGGUAACUGUUUAAUUCAGAUGUGCAUGAACAAAAUAGCUGAUAAAAGCAAUUUAUUCAUUGUCAGAGUUUGCCUCUGUUAAUUUGCAUUAUUUUGAAAGAGAGAUGCAAACUGUUUUUUGAGUAUGUUUAAAAAAUGCAUUUUUAGAAGGGUCAGUUUUAUAGUAAUAAUAAAAAAGUUUGCUUUGUAAUGUAAUAGCUGUUUUUUUAUUCAGGACCAGGAUAUUCUAAUGUAAAAGCCACUCUCUGAUUUAGGGCCACAAGAUCAAUAGGCUAAAGUUCACAACCAAUAAUACAGGUCAGUCUGAAGUACUUAGGUUCUGUAUCUUUAAAAUAUGUCUUGUGCUGUCAUGGUGAAGAGUUGCAAUUUUUAGUGGCAGAGCUCCACUAUUAUCCCAGAAAGUUUAAAAUUCAGCACAUGAUUUGAAAUUUCGGAGCUGCAAAUUUGUUUAUUUUGUUGCUAAAUCUUGACCAGUUUUCUGCUGCUUUCUUUAAGAGGUAUACCUUGCAGAGUCUUAUGGUGACAUGAAUCUGGAAAUUAUAAUCAAGAGACAGGAUAUACUAGCAGUUUCUCAGUAUGUGGGAGUGAGGUGCUGCCUGAGUGCCAUUACAGUCCCUUUGUUUGAAUCAGGGGAUCCGUGCUUCAGAACAGUGUUUGUGUGUAGGCCAUUUUCAAAAAAGUACUGCAUCUGUGUUCAGGCAAAUGGAGGGAAGUAUUGCAUCUUGGGUAAUGUAUUUGCCCAAGUAUUCCUUUCUGUCCUAAUCUAAGCUGCUGCCUGCCAGCAGUUGAAGUGAUCCUUAUCUUGGGUCCCUGCCAUUGCAGGUAAUUAACAAGGCACUCUGUGAAUAAUGACAUCUUGCCUCAGGAAGAUGAGUCUGUUGCAAGAAUGUUGUGAUCAGUUUUCAUCAUUUGAUUUCUAUGUCAAAAGCUUAUUGUGUUUAGGCAACAUGUAUUUUACAGCAUAGGAAUCUGCAAUAUAACCAGUGCCAGUGAGGCAAAAUUUUGAACAGUUUGAAUGCAUGCAGUACAUAAUCAGAAAUGCACCAUUGAAGUGCUGUGUUACAGGAUCUUGCUGGUACCCACUUUAAAUGUUGUUUUUGCAAACCAUGGAAUGAUUAAUAUCUGCUUAGUAUUGGCUUUUGUUCUCUGUGGGAGAAAAUGUUUUAGUUAAUAUAUGCUUAGGGAGUUAUGGGUUAUAUUGAUGCAGAUAUGACAUAGAAUGUUUUUCUGUGUUUUCUAAGCAUGAAUAAUAUAAACAUUUAUGUUAAGAUAA